AUGAGCCGACCAAAGGGUCCCGAUGCCACGGACCUUACAGCGCACGUCAUCCGAUUGGCGGAAGAAGCCGAAGCAGAGCUGGAGAAGCAGAAGGGGCUUCUUCAACAAAUCCACCACUACAGCGGUCUUCUUAAACGCCAGCCGAGACUUGCUAACCUUUCCAUUCCUUCUCCAACACCCUUGGCCUUUGACCCAGAAGCAGUAGUCAUUCCCAUCCUUGUAGUAGCAUGCGAUCGUCCGUCUGUCAGGAAGUGUUUGGACUCUCUGCUUAAAUACCGCCCUUCGGCGGAGCAGUUCCCCAUCAUCGUUAGCCAAGAUUGCGGCCAUGCCGAGACAUCCAGGGUCAUUGACUCGUAUGGAGAUGCCAUCACUCAUAUUAAUCAGCCGGACCUUUCUGAGGUGCCUGCUCCACCAGAACAUAGGAAGUUUCAAGGCUACUAUAAGAUCUCCAGACACUAUCGAUGGGCACUGAACCAGAUCUUCAGAGUGCUGGGUUACAAGUCGGCCAUCGUAGUAGAAGACGAUUUGGAAAUAGCUCCAGACUUCUAUGAAUACUUCUCAGCCACCCAUCCUCUCCUCCGUAAGGACCCCACCUUGUGGUGUGUAUCUGCCUGGAAUGACAAUGGCAAGGAGAACUUAGUGGAGCCCAAAGGCAGUACCAUUCUUCAUCGUUCCGACUUCUUCCCAGGGCUUGGCUGGCUGCUGCUUCAGGAACUUUGGGAGGAACUAGAGCCAAAGUGGCCAGCUGCCUUCUGGGACGACUGGGUAAGGCGCCCAGAGCAGAGACUCGGGAGGGCUUGCCUGAGACCAGAGUUGCCUCGCACUCGAACAUUUGGAAGGAAAGGGGUUAGCCAAGGCCAGUUUUUUGACCAGCAUCUGAGGUUCAUCAAGUUGAAUCAGGACCCAGUAUCCUUCACUAAGAUGGAUCUUUCAUAUCUUCUAAAAGAAAAAUAUGACCCCUGGUUUCUGGGACAAGUUUAUGAAGCACCCAAAGCACGUGCAGAAGAGGUGCUUCAAGGCCAAGUGCCUGGAGGAAGGACGGUGAGGGUAGAAUACUCAACUAGAGACACUUUCAAGGCCAUGGCCAGGUCAUUUGGUGUUAUGGAUGACCUGAAGUCUGGUGUGGCUCGUGUUGCCUAUAAGGGUGUUGUAACGUUCACACAUAGGGGGAGAAGGGUGUUUUUAGCUCCCCCUAAAGACUGGGCAGGUUAUGACCCAUCAUGGAGUUAA
This is a messenger RNA of Staurois parvus, 1230 nucleotides long. Lineage: Eukaryota; Metazoa; Chordata; Amphibia; Anura; Ranidae. The record is from the annotation of a GenBank genome assembly.